Amoebophrya sp. A120 is the source of this 1332-nucleotide messenger RNA. The record is from the annotation of a GenBank genome assembly. Lineage: Eukaryota; Dinophyceae; Syndiniales; Amoebophryaceae.
AUGGUUAUGAAACGAAAUAAAGCAGAACGAAGGACGAGAAUGAAUGCACAUGAAUUUACAGAGGUGUAUGUCGACGACAACACUCUACUAGCGCCAAAGGUGUUGGCGCAGUCGGUCCUCCAGUGUUUCCUCCUAUUCCUCGAUGAGCUGGGGGUCCCCUACGCGCGGCACAAGAUUCAGCUUGGAGAAGUAGUCGAAGUUCUCGGUCUGGUUUUCGGCUUCAGCGGCCCGAUCCCGUGCUUCUACAUCUCGGAGAAGAGAAAAGCACAAGUGUCCGCUCUCAUUGAUGCCGCGUUGGCCGCGGGCGAACUGCAUCAACAUCAGGCCCAGCGACUGCAGGGCAAGGUGAUGUUUAUUUUUAAUAGUUUAGUAGAUCGCGCGCUCAAUCCAAUUUUACGGCCUCUGAUCAACAGGGCAAAUGAUGUCGCCGUGUCCUCCACGAUAGGGAAUCGCCUGAAGGAUUGUUUGCUCGCCGCUCCAGGCCUAUUCUUCGAGGAAGAGCUUAUGUCAGAUGACCAAGACUUUUUAUCGAAAAUUCUAGCAAUGCGCCCAGUCUAUGGGGCAGUGUCUUCAAAUUCAUAUUUUGAAGAUCUAGAUUAACAAUAAUGCAGAAGCGUCGUGGUUCAUUGUGCAUCCCGUGUCAUAAAAAUUGGAAAAAAUACCUGUACAAUCCAGUCCGCAUAGCACUCAGUAACACACAUGACACAUUCUCAACAAAAAAAAAAUCGUAGUAAAACAUCAAUCACCGCAUUCUCCUCAAGUCAAAAAUAGACAAGCUAAAUGCAAUGGCUCGCAAGUCCAGCAGGGAUCAGUGGUUUUCCGGGAUUCAAGAUAGACACUGACACUCUGUUCCCUUCUGCCGCGAAAGAAAAAUCAAACGAGAGUAAAAAGCCGUCAAACCACUUCACAACAACUGUCGCUUCAAAGCGGAUUUCGAAACGAGAAGUAGUGGGAGAAGGAAGAGCGGAGCGUCUUCCGUGUCGCGUAUCAAAGUGAAAAAAUCUCGCAUUGCACCAAUAGCGCCUUGCAUGACAAAUUUGCAUAAAGUCCUCCUUUGCUUUUUGGCAGCGCUUUUGGAUUGUUAUUGGUGCAAAAUCGAGAUCUUUUUGCGUCGCAUAGCUCUUUUCGCCACCAGUUCUUGAAAACCGGAAAUCAGUAGAGCGGUGUUAAAGCAGAACGAAGGACGAGAAUGAAGAAUGCACAUGAAUUUACAACAUGUACAGGAACUUCAAAACGAAGCAUUACCAUAACAGCGUUCUGCGCGCACCGCAUCACCGGCAGCGGCGAAAAAAAAAAAAAACAUUAAACAUUGCGUUUGCGACUAGUACGUCC